Molecule: messenger RNA, 2901 nt
Organism: Periophthalmus magnuspinnatus
Lineage: Eukaryota; Metazoa; Chordata; Actinopteri; Gobiiformes; Gobiidae
Exons: 8
Coding region: 37-1392 (451 amino acids)
Molecular function (GO): protein binding
Source: RefSeq, a predicted model, not a curated record
GAGAAAGCAGUUGAUAAAACAGAAGAACUUGAAAUUAUGUACAUCAACUCCUAUAAAGGGCGAGGGGUCUUUGCAAAGUCACAUUUCUCAAAAGGAGAUUUUGUGGUGGAAUACAGAGGGAAGUUGAUAAAUUUUGAGGAGGCAGAAAGGAGGAAGAGGACCUAUCACCAAAGAUGUACCGUUUUCAUGUUUGACUUCUAUUGGAGAGAGAAGAUGUGGUGCAUUGACGCAGCACAAGAAGAUGGCAGCCUGGGACGACUUGUCAACGAUGACCACCGUCAUCCGAAUUGCAAAAUGAAGAGGAUUAUGCAUGAGGCCAAACCACACCUCUGUCUGUUUGCUUCAAGGGACAUUCAGCCAGGAGAAGAAGUAACAUAUGACUAUGGUGGAAGUGAUUGUCCAUGGAGAACACAGACUGAGGAACAACCUCCAGCAGCCAAGUCAUCUGAUCCUCACCUGUCCAGACCUGUAGAGAUGACUCCAGAGUCACCUCCAGUACUCGUCGUACAAGCAAAGGAUGAAGGACUUACAAGAAUAAGAACUGGAAGCUCUCCUGUUGUAAAUAUUACAAAUUCUAAUGAAGCAGAAACUCAAUGCACUGUUUCUUCACAGCUAACCGAAAGCUGUGAGGCAUCAGGUCCAUCCUCUGAAUGUGACUUGACCAUCACUGACACAUCUAUUCCAAAGCUGAGGAGAACAAAAAGCAUAGAGAUGAGAGCGCCCCUUGAUUAUGAUUCAGAUGAGCUAUUUGAUCCUGAUUCAGAUGAGCUAUUUGAUUCCACCUCGGAUGACAGUGGAGAAAAGUACAUCCCUAAAAGUGGAGAAGACUCUUCUGAAGAUACAGACACCAGUGAGAUGCUCAUAGCUGAUGAGAAAAUUAAUAAGCUCAGAUUUCCAAGCAUGAUAGUGCACACUGGAAAGGAGUCACAAUCACUUGCUGAACUGGACAAUACAAAAAAUCAGAAAAGUGAGAGAGGGAGAUCACGUGUAAGGAAACAAAACAGGAGUCAUAAGAGAUGUUCAAGCAAGCAAGUGACUGAACCAAUAAUAGAAAACUCUGCAUCAAAUUCAGAGCAAAACCUACCCUGUACAGAUUCUUCUAUAAGUAAAACAAACAACAGUUCACUUUUCAUACCUGCUGUUUUUAAAAAAGAUGAUGGAUCUAGAAUGUACAGCAAAAAGCAAUGCUGUUUGUACUGUAAAAAGGGAUUUGUUAAGAUGGCAAGGCAUUUGGAACAUGCUCAUCAAGAUGAGGCAGAAGUUGCAAGGGCUUUUUCCUUCCCGAAAAACUCUAAGGAAAGACUACUGCAGCUGGAACAUUUAAGAAACAAGGGCAAUUUUUCACACAAUGUGCAAGUUCUGGACUCUGGUGUUGGAAUUCUUGUAGCAUGACAGCAGCCCAGUCAACCUGUUCAAGCUGAGGACUAUCUACAUUGUUCAUAUUGUCAGGGUCUUUUCCUGAGGAAAGUCCUUUGGAGGCACAUGAAACUGUGCAAAUUCAAACCUUGUAUUCCAGUGAAACCUGGCAGAACACGUAUCCAGGCCCUCUGUGGCUAUGGAACUCCUCCACCAACGGGAACAACGGCUCAGCUGUGGAAGCUAAUCAACAACAUGUUGCAAGAUGAUGUGUUCCAUGCAAUCAAAUCUGAUGCCUGUAUAAUGGAAUAUGGUGAACAUCUGUACAAUAAGCUUGGAUAUGAUCCCAGCAAACAUGAGUAUAUACGUCAGAAAUUGAGGGAGCUUGGAAGACUGCUGUUGUGCUCGAGAAAAACCACUCACCUAAAGACUAUUAAAGAGCACGUACAACCUGCAAAUUUUAUGCAUGUCGUUCAAGCUGUAAAAGAAGUGGCAGGGUACAAUUCUGAAAAGCAUUCCUACAGUUGCCCAAGUCUAGCUUUGAAGAUUGGAUAUAGCUUGCAAAAAGUCUCCUUGCUUGUUGAAAGCCGUGCCAAUGUGAUUGGUGACGAAAAUGCAGCAAAGGAAGCUCAAACAUUUCGCAGAGUUUACGAAGCCAGGUGGAAUGAACUAAUAUCAUCCGCGUCCCUUAGAACUCUUAAUGAGUCAAAGUGGAACAGGCCACAGUUGCUCCCUUUUACAAAAGACGUCCAAACACUUCACUCUUUUUUGGAUGCUGAGCAAGAAGAUCUUUUCCACAAGCUGUCCUCAGUCACAUCGCUUCAGACAUACACACAGCUGACAAAGGUUAUUUUGACACAAGUUAUUUUGUUUAACCGACGCAGAUCUGGAGAAGUAUCAAAAAUUCCCCUCUCUGCCUAUACAUCCCAAAAUGUGUCGGAUUCACAGGAGGAUGUGAAUCUUGCCCUUUCAGAUCUAGAGAAGAGACUCUGUCAGCAUUUCCGAAGACUGGAGAUUAGAGGCAAACGUGGAAGAAAGGUCCCUGUGCUUUUGAGUCCGGCAAUGCAACAAACAUUGGAUUUGCUUGUCAGCAAACGACAGGAAUGUGGGAUUCUCACAGAGAACAUAUACCUAUUUGCAAGGCCAUCCAGUUUGACUUGCUACCGCGGCUCUGAUAGUCUUCGGUACUUUGCCAAGGCUUGUGGUGCGAAAAGCCCUGACAGUCUGACUUCAACAAAACUACGGAAACAAACUGCAACCCUGUCUCAGGUCUUAAACCUAAGUAAUACUGAGUUAGAUCAGCUUGCUGACUUUUUAGGGCAUGACAUUAGGGUGCACAGGCAGUUUUAUAGACUUCCCGAAGGAACUCUCCAACUUGCUAAAAUCAGCAAAGUACUCUUGGCUCUGGAGCAGGGGCGUGUAGCAGCCUUCAAAGGAAUGUCCCUUGAUGAGAUCAACAUUAAUCCAGAAGAUCUAGUCACGGGAGCAAGUGAGACUUGCGGGACGGUACACCCUCCACAGGAGGACACUGUGACUACUACCCAG